Molecule: messenger RNA, 2373 nt
Organism: Halteromyces radiatus
Lineage: Eukaryota; Fungi; Mucoromycota; Mucoromycetes; Mucorales; Cunninghamellaceae
Exons: 7
Coding region: 1-2373 (790 amino acids)
Biological process (GO): proteolysis
Molecular function (GO): metalloexopeptidase activity
Source: RefSeq, a predicted model, not a curated record
AUGCCAACACCUUUAGGUGAUGCUGAAGCUGCUCGUACUGAUAGCUUUCCCGGUUUACACGCUUACAAUCAAUAUCUCGUUGAAUUUCACUCACCUCAUCCUGCCAAUAGUCGUGAAAACGCUCGUAUCAAGAAUUGGAUUGUUUCCCUGGUGGAGGAUUUCCAAACCAAAGCUCAACAAAAUGGUAUUGUAAUGGAGAUUAUUUCAAAGGAUGACACCAAACUGGGUAUAUUUGAAGACAUUAUGGGAAAAGGGGAAUAUUGGGUGCCAGAUUCUCGAAAUGUUUUGGCAAGAAUUCAUGGUACAGAUCCUGAACUGAAACAUCAAAGUAUCCUGGUCAAUGCUCACUUUGAUAGUGUGCCUACAAGUAAUGGUGUUACGGAUAAUGGUAUGGGUACCUGUGUCACUUUGGAACUUCUUCGCUACUAUGUGGAUCAUCCUCCCAAACAUACUCUGAUCUUUUUACUGAACAAUUUUGAAGAAGGUGGCUUAUUUGGUGCUCAUCUUUUUGCCAAUCAUCCUUGGUUUGAAUCUGUCAAGACUUUUAUCAAUCUUGAAGGUGCUGGUGCUGGUGGAAAAAGUAUUUUGGUGAGAAGUAGUACUUUGUUCGGUGUCAAACAAUUGGCUUCUUCUGGCGCUCAUUAUAUGCAAGCAUCUCCUCUUGGCAAUGAUCUAAUGAAAUCCAGUAUUAUGAAGAGUGAUACUGAUUACACAGUGUUUGACAAACAUGGUCUUUCUGGUAUGGAUCUUGCCUUUUAUGGACCACGAUCACACUACCAUACGCAACGGGAUACUCUUGCCUAUACUUCACCAAACUCUUUACAAUACAUGGGUGCUAUAGCUUUGGGCACUCUACGAAAUUUGGACAAUAGCGGUCUGUUGAAAGAAGAUAUGAUGGAACCUGUUGUAUAUUAUGAUAUUUUGGGUCGAUGGAUCAUUGCUAUGUCUUUCUCAACUUUUCAAUUUUUCAACAUCCUUGCUUUGAUACUCGUUCCUUUGGUACCUAUCUUGUGGACUUUGAAAAAAGCACAUCAUCAAGCUGACUAUGUUUCCGCCUUGAAACCAUUCUUCUUUGAUUCAGCCCAAGGCAUCCUUUUGUCUCUCACUGCCUUUGUUACUGCACUUAUCUCCAUUGCUUUGGCUACCUUUGCUUUAUAUAUUGUCAAUCCCAUGGCUACCUAUGGUGGAUUAGGGUAUAUCAUCAUUUAUUUGGUUGUUGCAGUAUUCAGUGGAAUAACAGGUGCUCUGAUUCUUUGCGGCAAAUGUCAUUGGUAUAAACGAAACUUGGAAAAGAAGCCAGAGAUUUUAUUACAUGGACUGAAUGGUGUGUGGUGGCUUCUCGUGUUAGGUGCUACUUAUCUUGGCUCCAAGGAAGUUUCCGCUUUGUAUUUCGCUAUUUAUUUCCUUGUAUCUGGUGCUUUGGCUUCCUUGGUAUUUGUUACUUUGCCUCAAGAAAACAAGUAUCGUCUUCCUCUUGUAUUUAUCCUUCAAUGGACUAUGCCUUUUCUUCUUCUCCUUCAACUGAUUUUAUUAUCCAUGACCUCUCUUCGUCAUAUCACUGUUGAUGGUACUCCCGAGUUAGCAGUCUAUAUCCUCACUGAUCUCACUCUUGUCUUGAUUAUUUUACCGAUGUUGUUCUGGAUCCAAUUAGCAGGCAAUCAAAAAUCCGUGCUCAAGAUCUCAUCAAGUCUUCUUGGUAUUCUCUUUAUCUUCUGCUUCUUUAUUUCUCCUUUCAACUCAGAUCUGUCACCCAACAAACUCUUAUAUCGAGAAGAAUACAACGCCACUGCGUCAACAACUCAUGUUACCGUACGUUCCAAACAACUGGAAGAGACUGUACGAUCUGUCUUGACCAAGGAUGAACUGCAAACCUUUGAAUGUCAUACGUACGCGGAUCUGCCAGCAUUAAGAGAAUGUAGCUAUGAUACAACAUUAGUGCCUGUGUAUGGACAAUUGGGACUUGACAAGGAAGCUCAGUUUUCGAUGGACAAGGAAUGUGUCGAUGGUAUAUGUACAGCAAAAGGGACGUAUUCCACCAAGAACAGUUUAUUGUGUCGUAUCACAUUCGAUGAAAAUGCAGCCAGUGUGGCCAAGGCUUGGAUUUAUGGUGGUCCUGUAGUGUAUGCAAAGAAUCAACCCAUCACUGGUCUCGUGGCCUAUACCGAUGAUUACAAUACCGUGGUCCCAUUUGGUUUCUCCUGGUCUGAAGCAUCUCCUACUCCUCGUGCACGUUUCAACUGUAUCUAUAAUGAAUGGACAAAAGGGGAACUACCUGCUUAUGUGUCUUUGCGUGAUCGUUUACCUGCUGAUUAUCUUAUCUUAGUUAGAGGCCAAGGUAUGACAUUUGUUACCUUCAAAGAAUUGGACCUUUAG